GAGCAGCUCUGAAGUACCUGAGGAUGGAUAAAGACUUCCGCUACUACUUCCAGCACCCGUGGUCUCGCUUAGUUGUGGCUUACCUCGUGAUCUUCUUCAACUUCUUAAUAUUUGCCGAGGACCCGGUGUCUCACAGUCAGACAGAAGCCAAUGUGAUUGUUGUUGGGAACUGCUUCUCCUUUGUAACCAACAAGUACCCCGAGAGCGGCGGCUGGAGAUGCCUGAAGGUGCUGCUGUGGCUGCUGGCCAUUCUCACAGGGCUGAUCGCUGGGAAAUUCCUCUUUCACCAGCGCCUCUUUGGUCAGUUGCUCCGUCUGAAAAUGUUUCGAGAGGACCACGGGUCUUGGAUGACAAUGUUCUUCAGUACCAUCCUCUUCCUCUUCAUUUUCUCUCACAUUUAUAAUCUAUUCCUCAUUAUGGCAGGGAAUAUGAGUGCAUACAUUAUAACAGACUUCAUGGGCAUCAGGAAUGAAAAUUUUAUGAAGGUAGCUGCAGUUGGGACUUGGAUGGGAGAUUUUGUCACAGCAUGGAUGGUCACUGACAUGAUGCUUCAGGACAAACCCUACCCAGAUUGGGGAAAGUCAGCCAGAGCUUUCUGGAAGAAAGGGAACGUUAGGAUCAUUUUAUUCUGGACGGUUCUAUUUACCCUGACCUCCGUAGUUGUGCUUGUCAUCACUACCGACUGGAUCAGCUGGGACAAGUUGAAUCGUGGAUUUCUGCCAAGUGAUGAGGUCUCAAGAGCAUUCUUGGCUUCUUUUAUCUUAGUGUUUGACCUUCUUAUUGUCAUGCAGGACUGGGAGUUCCCACAUUUUAUGGGUGAUGUUGAAGUGAAUCUUCCAGGCUUGCCAUCUGCACACAUGCAGUUCAAAGUACCUUAUUUCCAAAAGAUCUUAAAAGAGGAGUAUCACAUUCAUAUAACAGGCAAAUGGUUUAACUAUGGGAUUAUCUUUCUUGUUUUAAUCUUGGAUCUAAAUAUGUGGAAGAACCAAAUAUUUUACAGACCUCAUGAAUAUGGUCAAUAUAUUGGUCCUGGACAGAAGAUCUACACCGUGAAGGACUCAGAAAGCUUGAAAGAUCUUAACAGAACUAAGUUGUCUUGGGAAUGGAGAUCCAAUAACACUAACCCGUUGACCAACCGGACCUAUGCCGAAGGAGACAUGUUCUUGCACAGCAGAUACAUAGGCUCUAGCCUUGAUGUCAAAUGCCUGGCUUUUAUUCCAAGUUUGCUGGCUUUUGCUUUGUUUGGUUUCUUCAUCUGGUUCUUUGGGCGAUUUCAAAAAACUGACCAAGGCAUGGAGAAUUUAGACAAAUCAUACACAAGAAUGAAACGAAAGUCACCGUCAGAUAUGGGAAUGACACGAGAAAAUACACAGGUGUUAGUAGAAGAACCAUUAAGUUUUCAAGAACCACAUCUUGUAUCCAUAAAAUCAGACUUAAGUGAAAUAGUUUUUAAUUCUUCUCUCCUAACUUCUGAAAACUUGAACGCACAGUUGAGUGAACAAGAUAGCCCCUUACAACCAGUACCAGAGUCCGCUGUCCCUAAGAGUAACCCUACAACAUAGAGUCAAAUACCCAGGAAAAUCAGUUUAAAUAAGCAGUUGCUAUCAGAGUUCAGUUUUACCUUUUGUAAGUUAAGAUUUACAUAGUGUUUAGAAUAAGAAACUUAAUCUAUACCAAACGGUGCUCAGCAUGCUUUUUCUAGGAUUUUUUUUUUUUUAUUUGUAUUAGAGUACGUGCCUACUGUAUAUCUAACAUUCCUUUAUAGAUUGCUUCCCAAAAUUGCACAAGCUAUUUAUUAAUACAUUACCUUAACUGUACAAUAGUGUAUUAGAUGAUUACUUGCAGGUAUAAAAUUCUACCAUGGUGGUGCCUUGAGACAUUAAACUGUUUUUUAACUCAACACCAGAUGUAUAGCACAGUUAUUCUGAUCUGUUUUGGAGUGUUUUUUGUAUAUGGUUAUUUUCAGAAUCAUUUGAUGUCUUAACAGAGGAGAUAAACACAGUUAUUCCUUGAGGAGAUUUUCAGUUAGAACAUCACAACUUGACUUUGUUAUUUACUCAUCUGUGGAGCCAGUGACUUUGAUGACCGGACUGCAGAGAAGCAUGUUGAUUACCUUUUAAUUUACGCUGGCUAGCUGCCAAACACAAAUACAGAUUCAUUAUGCAGUAAACAGUAGAGCGAUAAUACAGCAUGGGUCACUACUUACGAAAAUAUGACUUUCUCCAUCAGCAACAGCAAUUAGGUGAUAAUGCCUAAUUAUAUUUUUCAUAAUUAAAGAUAAACUGCUCCUUGAUUAAAAAUUCUGCCCUUCACCUUUCAGAAACAGAGGUGAAAAUACACGGUUGAAGCAACUUUUUCCAUCAUCACACCAAACCCAUGUCACAUCAAAGAGCCAAUGGAGUGAUUACAGUAAAGGACGCAGAGCCCAUUAAAUCCUGUAUUUGUAUGGUUUGGUGCAGGUACGGUGAAACAGGCUGGAGAAAUGCACCACACACACAGACACUCUGAACUGACACCACACACUGAAGAAGUGUUUAGGAGUUUCAAUUAAACCAGAUCAAUACUUGAGUUGUCUUGUACUCUUUUCUUUCUUCAUUCACUAUCCAUGAGUAAAUGUAACGUGGAAUCAGA
Messenger RNA from Phasianus colchicus (ring-necked pheasant), 2631 nucleotides. It is a transcript of the gene TMEM117, whose product is annotated as transmembrane protein 117. Gene Ontology annotation, biological process: intrinsic apoptotic signaling pathway in response to endoplasmic reticulum stress. The record is from RefSeq and is a predicted model, not a curated record. NCBI's taxonomy places the organism in Eukaryota, Metazoa, Chordata, Aves, Galliformes, Phasianidae.